AGGCUGGAAGUUGCGCACGGCGCUGAAGCAGCAGCUAUUCACCCUGGUACCCCGCGACGAUGCGGAGCGGUCGCACGUGGAGUACUUCGUGCUCGCCAUGGAGAGGCUCGGCGGCAGCAUAGAUAUCGGCGUGGACCCCUUCGAGGAGAGUUGGAGAAGGACAGUGCCGCCGUCUCGGAGGAGUUCCGCGCCCGACGGCGCGGGAGUUUGCGGCGGUUCGGGGAGCUGAAGGCUGGCAUGGACGACCUCUGCUUCGGCAAGCAGAGGACCUGAUGGCGACAGGCGACGGCGGGAGGAGGCGCUCCCUCGACAUCAGCAUGGACGAGGACGGCUCCAGCUUCGAGGUGCAGCGGCGCAGCGCCACCGUGUACGUCCGGGACCUGGACGUCCCGUCCUCGUUCCCGAACAGCAGGGACUGGUUCGAGCUCUUCCAAGGGGAUGCGUACACGCCCCCGAAGUUCUUCCACUUGGUCCUCCAGUGGAUCGUGUGCUCCUCCGUGCACCUCGUCCACUUCAUGACGCGCCUGGUGGGCCUGGCGGAGAGCCACGGCUACUCCCUGGUGCCGCUCCCGGUGGCACAGCUGUUCCCGCAGCCAGCGCCCCACUGGGUGUGGGGCGGCGACCGGGAGACCAACUUCGACCGCCUCGCGCUCUACCCCAGGAGGCGCAUGGCGCUCCCCGCGGGCCUCGACGCGGCCACGCGCGGCCGGCUCAACGCCCGGCUCCUUGAGAGGUGGCUGCGGUCCCCGCUGGGCUUCCUCUUCGUGUUCGAGUCGCCGGUCUCGGACUUCCGCGCGAUGGCGACGCAGAGCGCGGAGGGCAUCCAGCGGGAGAUGCAGCACAGGCUUCAAGCAGUGGCGAAGCGUCCGGGCGUGCCUAUAGGGUGUACCAGCGCCAGAAGGGCUGGGUGCUGGCCCAGGCUGACGGCCUGUGCCUCGUCGCGCUGCGAGAGGAGUACCUCUACUGGUACGACAACUCGCUCCUGUCCGCGGGCGCCGCCGGCGCCGCCGGCGCCGCGGCACAGGGCGCGCCGCCGCGCCUCGUCGAGGAUUGAGCUCUGGCGGGCUUUCCAGAGGGCCACGGCGGACGUGCUCGCGGAGUUCGGCGGCGGCCCCGCGCCGCGAGAGCUGCCGGCGGACGUGGCCGCGGAGCCCGCA
This is a messenger RNA of Prorocentrum cordatum, 1157 nucleotides long. The record is from the annotation of a GenBank genome assembly. Lineage: Eukaryota; Dinophyceae; Prorocentrales; Prorocentraceae.